AUGUCGGAUGCUGACUAUGUCAAGGCCUACGAGGACUUCCUGGCGAUGGGCCUCCAGGGAGCUGCCAUCCAGGUCUUGCUGGAAGGCUUGGCAGCUACCAACAGCCCACGGCUUCAAGAGCUUGCGCGCAGAGAUGCUGUUCCAUUGCCCGAGGCCAAGCCAAGCCAAGGCUAUGACGAGAAUCCCUUCCAGGCUUUGAGCCUCCAACGUGCCAAAGUGGAAGAAGAGGAGGCUUUGCUGCAGAGCUUCAGAGAUGCUCAAGCGGCGCACGAAGCGUUUGUAGAAGCCACGAAGGAGGACUGGCAGCUGCAGCGUGGCUCGUGGCGCGAGUUGAAGCAGCAAGAACAGCAGCUCCGGCUGGCCUCCCGUGAGGCCUUCAGCCGUUGCAAGGAGCUGUUGCUCCGUGGGCGGACCUCGUUGCGGCCGGAGCUGCUCCGUGCGCCCCUGACGCCUGACGGACUGCCAGAGACGCAUGCCGCACUCGCAGGCGGUGGAGGACCAGAGGAAGCUCUUCGCAGAUUGCUGGGAGAGGCUGCAGGUGCGUUUCAGGACGAAAGCCUUUGGAGCAAGGAGGGUCCUGGCAGGCUACUGGAGCAGAGCAAACGGAUGGCGGCUCUCGACGCCUUGCCGGCACGUGCUAAGGAACUGGCCCAGCGAGGACCUGGCACACUGGGCUCCUUGCUUUGUGCUAUCGCAGAAGAGACCUUUUUGGCGGCGAAGGGUUGCGAGCAUGUGCUGGUCAUCGGCGGACAUGGUAUCUCUGCCGUGUCCGCUGCUCGUGCUGGGGCCCGCGCCGUGGUGCUGUGGGAGCCCUUGGAGGAUGUGGCGUGCGCGGCUCGCGAGGUGCUGCGGAGAAAUCUCAAGCAGGAAGAGUUGACACGCUGCGUCGUGAAGACGGGCGAUGUCGCCGACGUCGCGUUGUCGCUGCCUCCGGGAAGCCUGGUGGUGGUGGACCGAUGGCAUGGCUUGGGUGUGUUAGGUUGGUGUCCUUUGUUGGCCUUGCGGCAAGUCUUGGGUGGAGCCGCUGCCCCUUCAGGUGUGGUGCCUUCCAAGCUGAGCAUUUCACUGGCUUUGGCCGACGCCGGGCUCCACAACACGCAGGGCUUGGACCUCUCGGGCAUGGACGCGCGCUUCCGGCCGCUCUCGGUGGCACCCUUGAAGGUUGGUGUGGGCGAGCAUCCACAUCCGACAUCACUGCGGCCGAAGCUUCUCACGGACUUUGUUCAAGCCUUUGACUAUGAUUUGGCUCGCCCAGCACCGCCGAGCGAUGGUCCCAAGCCCCUGGCUUUCUCGGCGAAGCCGUCGAAGGUCGCCGCCACCGCGGCACUCUUCGAGUGUCGCUUCGAGCUGCCCAGGUCCAAAGGCAAUGGGUCGUUGCGCUUCGCACAAUGGCUGCCUGGUGCUUUGCAACUCAAAGGUGCAGACAUGGGGCUGUGUGCGUGGCGUAAUGACAGCCGAGUGUGGCUCGAGUGGGAUGCUGCCAAAAGCCUUCACCCACCCUUUGGAUUUAUGGCGCUCAGUGACUGGUACUUUGAGAUGCUGCGGGAUUCUGCCAGGCACGAGCUCUACGAGCGGGCGCUGCAAGUGGAAAUCACCAAGAAGAAGGAAACAAGUUCAGAGUGCAAAGUUCUUGACGUUGGCAGUGGUGAUGGUAUUUUGUCGCUGAUGGCCUUGCGUGCUGGCGCCACCUCUGGUCUGGGCGUGGAGUACGUGGCACAGAUCGCCCGAGCCAGUGAGGAGGUGGUUGCCGAGAACCGCCGGGCCGAGGCGGUGCCUGAGACCCCCUUGGAGAUCCGCUGUACGGACGUGAGGGGCAUUGAAGAGCGUCCAGAAAAGGAGCGUUUUGAGGUCUUGGUCACAGAAUUGAUGGAUGCCUCUGGGCUUGGGGAGAACCUCAUCGCCCUGACUGAGGGUUCCAAGCGACGGCUCUGUAAGAGUGACUGCGCCGUGAUCCCCAAUGCGCUGCGCCUCAAAGCCGUGCUUUGCGAGGUGAAACUCCCGGAUCUCAACGGCGUGAACAUCGAUGCUUUUUGGCCUUUUUGGCCCUUGGACCGUGCCGGAGAGGCGUUGUGGCUGGGCGUGGAUCUGGACAAGAUGGAAGGAGAAUUCAAGGUACUGACCGAUGCUGUGGAGCUCUUCUCUUUGAGCUUGGGAGAGGCAGACGUGGAUGCCAUCCCCACACGCGCCAGCUACAACUUCACUGGCAUUGCUGAUGGCACUGCGAAUAUGGUAGUUUGGUGGUUUGAAGCGCAGCUCAGUCAAACCGAUCCUUCGGUGGUUCUGACCAACGCACCCAGCUCACUUGAUGGGAGACACAGCGCCACCUGCUGGGGACAAGCUGCUGCAGAGAUCCCACACGUGCAGGUACAUCCAGGACAGGCGACGGAGAUCCUGAUGGAGUUGGCCUUCGGUGAAUACCAGCUGAAGUUCAAGGUUCCAGGCCGCGGAAGCGCGCCAGCGAUGCGUGGCACGCAAUGCACGCCGCCCCCCCACGUCGAAGACUACUCGGAGGAAUAUCGGAAAGCCUUGGAGGACCAUGCGCAGCGGCAGAAGAGUUACUUGAGCUUUGCCAAGGAGUCGAGUGUGGGGCAGACAGCGAUCCGGAACGCCGACGUAGAGUCUGUGGCGGCCCUCCAGCAGUGUGCUUUGGCCAUGGCGCUCUUCCCUGGAUCUUUCGGAGUGGAAGCACAAACUGCCAAUCGCAUUCUGGUCAGCUGGUACACUGUUGGCGGGGAAGGGCGAAGCUGA
Messenger RNA from Durusdinium trenchii, 2748 nucleotides. NCBI's taxonomy places the organism in Eukaryota, Dinophyceae, Suessiales, Symbiodiniaceae. The record is from the annotation of a GenBank genome assembly.